This is a messenger RNA of Monomorium pharaonis (pharaoh ant), 1383 nucleotides long. It is a transcript of the gene TfIIEalpha, whose product is annotated as general transcription factor IIE subunit 1. Gene Ontology annotation, biological process: transcription open complex formation at RNA polymerase II promoter; transcription initiation at RNA polymerase II promoter. The transcript has 7 exons. NCBI's taxonomy places the organism in Eukaryota, Metazoa, Arthropoda, Insecta, Hymenoptera, Formicidae. Gene Ontology annotation, cellular component: transcription factor TFIIE complex. Bases 1 to 1263 code for a protein of 420 amino acids. The record is from RefSeq and is a predicted model, not a curated record.
AUGAGCGUCGAGGAGAAACUCGUCACUGAGGUGCCUAGUAGCUUGAAGAAACUGGCGCGUCUUGUUGUGCGUGGAUUCUACACGAUAGAGGAUGCUUUAAUCGUGGAUAUGUUGGUCAGGAAUCCAUGCAUGAAAGAAGAUGAUAUCUGCGAAUUGCUCAAGUUCGAACGCAAGAUGUUGAGAGCCAGGAUAUCAACGCUUCGAAAUGACAAGUUCAUUCAAGUGAGAUUAAAAAUGGAAACAGGCUCAGAUGGCAAAGCACAAAAAGUCAACUAUUACUUUAUUAAUUACAAAACAUUUGUAAAUGUAGUUAAGUAUAAGCUCGACUUAAUGAGAAAGAGGAUGGAAACUGAAGAGAGAGAUGCAACUAGUAGAGCGAGCUUUAAGUGUCCAAGUUGUUUAAAAACAUUUACUGAUCUCGAAGCGGAUCAACUUUUUGAUAUGAGAACGGGCGAGUUUAGAUGUACAUAUUGUCGGGAGAUCGUGGAAGAAGAUCAGUCUGCUCUUCCAAAGAAAGAUUCCAGAUUACUAUUAGCAAAGUUUAAUGAACAGUUGGAACCACUUUAUAUAUUAUUAAGGGAAGUGGAAGGAAUUAAAUUGGCGCCUGAAAUACUGGAACCAGAACCUAUUGAUAUCAACACUAUUCGAGGUAUCGACACGAGAAAACCAAGCAGUCUUAGAGCGCCUAGCGAACAGUGGUCGGGUGAAGCUACCAGAAUGUCGGGCUUCAUGGUGGAAGACACUAGAGUGGACGUUACCAUCGGCGACGAAUCUCCCGAUGACAACGCAUCGAAUCACAGAAAGGAGAGACCCAUAUGGAUGAUGGAAAGUACAAUUAUCAAUUCUGACGGUUCACAGCCUGAUGGCGUGAAUACGCAAGAUAGCAUCUUGGAUAAAGCCGCAGCCACUGCCACAAAUACAACUACGACGAACAAUAAGCAGGGCGAGGACAUCAUGUCAGUGUUGUUGGCUCACGAGAAGAAGGGCGGCACUAAUUCUGCGGCGUCUAUCAAGGCGGCACUCCCACAGGAAUCCAGCGACAGUAGCGAUAACGAGGAGGAUAUGGAAAUGCAAGCGGUUGAUACCGGCGAGAUGGAUGCAAUGGAUUCCGAGGACGAUGAACUAGUACCGACCGUUAGCGUUGGUGGCAAAACCGUUGCGAUCACCGAUGUUAAUGACACCUUGAUCGCGGAAAUGACACCCAUAGAAAAAGAAUCCUAUAUCCAGACGUAUCAAGAAUAUUACUCGCAUAUGUACGACUAGACGAAGACCAACGAGAGUCGUCUUCAUUAAUGCUCUGCAUAAGACUGAUAUUGAUUUGGUAUCGUUGUUUCCUGUAAUAUUUUGUAUAGCCGCAAAAAUAUAUAUAAUUUUCGAUAAUAA